GGGUCAUGGAAAAUAAAAAAGAAAACUCAAGAAACAAUAGAUCGGAGUCAGAUUACGAUCCACAUAUGCAUCGGAAUAGGCCACAUCCUACGAACAAUACAGAGACACUUAUUCAUUUAUUGAAAGGCAGUCUGGGUACUGGAAUUCUAGCGAUGCCAAAUGCCUUUGGCAAUAGCGGAUUGAUCAUGGGAACAAUUUCUACAAUUGUGAUUGGUAUACUUUGUACGUAUUGUCUUCAUGUCCUUGUUAAGGCCCAGUACAAGCUGUGUAAACGUCUGCAAAUUCCUAUUCUCAGCUAUCCACAGAGUAUGAAAAUGGGCCUUGAGCAAGGCCCACCGUGUCUUAGACGAUUUGCUAAUUGUUCAGCAAUUAUUGUGGAUGGAUUUUUGAUAACGUAUCAAUUAGGAAUUUGCUGUGUAUAUAUCGUUUUCAUUUCAUCAAAUUUAAAGCAGGUAGCAGACCAAUAUGCAGAACCUCUAGAUAUUAAACUUCACAUGUUAAUCCUCCUAAUACCACUAAUUUUAAUCAACUAUAUUCGUAAUUUAAAACUGCUGACGCCAUUUUCGAGCAUUGCAAACGUGAUAACAUUCUUGGGAUUAGGAAUGAUUUUAGCUUAUAUUUUUGAAGAUUUACCUUCGCUCAACGAAAGAGAAAUGUUUGGUUCAGCACGAAAUUUUCCUCUUUACUUCGGAACCACAUUAUUUGCAUUGGAAGCUGUUGGUGUUAUUAUAGCAUUAGAAAAUAACAUGAAAACGCCACAAAACUUUGGAGGUACUUGCGGCGUUCUUAACGUGGGGAUGAUUGUUAUAGUUACGAUGUACAUCAUUGUCGGUUUCUUUGGAUACAUAAAAUAUGGAGCUGACGCUGCCGGGAGUAUCACCCUAAAUUUACCUACAGAUGCUGUGAUGGCUCAAACUAUCAAAGUAUUGUUUGCUAUCGCAAUUUUAAUCUCGUACGCGCUGCAAGCCUAUGUACCUGUUGAAAUUCUUUGGUCUACUUACUUGGAUUAUCGUAUCGAAAAGAACAAACUUUUCUGGGAAUAUAUUUGUAGAACUAUUCUCACUCUUAUAACUUUUGUUCUGGCGAUAGCCGUGCCUCGACUUGGUUUAUUCAUUUCUCUCUUCGGUGCUUUCUGUUUGUCUGCUUUGGGAAUUGCAUUUCCUGGAAUUAUUGACAUCUGUGUCCUUUGGCCCGAUAAUUUCGGCCCCUACAAAUAUAUACUAAUCAAAGAUAUUGGACUUAUUAUAUUUGGCUGCACUGGUCUUAUCGUCGGCACUUAUGUCAGUUUGUUUGAUAUUAUUGAAUCAUUCAAGUGAAAGUAAAUUUGACAAUUUUAGAAAUUCGCCUCAAAACUUAGCUCUCAUUUGCAACAACGAUAAAAAAAUUAAAUAUAGAACAAUUAUUUCUUAUGUAGAUAAUUUAGGACGAAAUAAAUGUUGCUGUUUUUUAAGAUUUAUUCGAAGUAAAAAGAGCCUACGGUUGCAUAUAAUUUAUCGCAGGUAUAAUUUUUACAAAAACGUUUUCAGUAUUAUAUUAUUUA
This is a messenger RNA of Ceratosolen solmsi marchali, 1540 nucleotides long. RefSeq names its product proton-coupled amino acid transporter 1. Gene Ontology annotation, cellular component: vacuolar membrane. The transcript has 8 exons. The record is from RefSeq and is a predicted model, not a curated record. Gene Ontology annotation, biological process: amino acid transmembrane transport. Bases 6 to 1316 code for a protein of 436 amino acids. Gene Ontology annotation, molecular function: L-amino acid transmembrane transporter activity. NCBI's taxonomy places the organism in Eukaryota, Metazoa, Arthropoda, Insecta, Hymenoptera, Agaonidae.